GUAUUUACCAAAAGGUAUGAGUAAUUGCGCAUGCCCAAAGUUACUUCCGGAGUAUUUUGAUUUGUAAAUUUUGAGUAAAAUAUUUGGAAAAUGGAAUGAAAACCACUCGAACAGAAUGAAUUAUAUAGCCCUAAUAGUUUUGUUAACUUUCGUAUCCACAGUAUGGUGUGCUGACCCGAAAGUUGUCCUUAGGUACACAUUUCCAAAGACUGUGAUCAGAAGUAACUACAAGACAGUUGUCGUAGAAAAAGACAGCGAUUGUUUUUUGGCCUGUAUUGUGGAUAACAAACCGGCUGAUAAAAAGGUUCAAUGGUUGGUACAGAACUUCCGUACAAACACACCCAUUCCUAUAUCUACUGAUACAGACACUCAGAAUGCCUUCAAAUAUCAGAUAGAUAAGCCUGCCGCCAACAACUGGCGCUUGAAGAUCCAGAAUGCUCAAGAGUCAGACCAGGCUCUCUAUAUAUGCAGAGUCCAGCUUGGCGGGCAGCAGAACGCUAACGACAGUCGUAUGAUACAAGUUAUUCAGAAACCACAGAUUAUCGAUAUCUUUACAAGUUCUAACACAAUCAAGAAAGAGGGUGACCCUCUAGAACUGACUUGUGAUGCUAGUGGUAUCCCAAAACCUGUCAUCAGCUGGACUAUGGUGGGAGGUGGUGUCCUACCAACUGGGGGGAGAGAGCUCACUGCGCCAUCUAUCAAGGUUGACAGUGUGGAUAGGGACAUGAAAGGAGCUUAUAAAUGUAAAGCUGAGAAUAUUGCGGGAACCGAUAUCCGUAGCAUAUACCUCAAUGUACAGUUCCAGCCUCAAGUAAGGGCCAAAGAGGAGGUAGUAGCACAAGCUGUGGGCUAUAGUCGUGAACUGACCUGUCUGGCUGCGGGUAACCCAGUUCCUGAUGAAUCACAGAUGUAUUGGUCUAGAGAUGGAGUACCAUUGGAUGAUAGAAACAAAUACGCUGAGGAGUAUUACUUUGGGUCGAACUACGUCUUGAUGAAACUGAUUAUACAAGAUAUUACUGAGAAUGAUUUCGGACAGUACAGGUGUUACGCUGAAAACAUUGAGGGAAAUGAGAAUGCAUUUGUUGAGCUACAGCAGUCGUCAUCGCAAGUUAUUGAGCGGCCUGGUAUGAGCGGCAGUUCCAUGUUAACUUUCAGUAUAACAACAAUAACAAUGUUGGUGGUGACAGUGUUGCUGCACUGUUGUUAAUUGUCACGUUUUUAACUGUUUUAUCAUUCCUCAUUGAACUUUUAUUCAGAUUGGACCAAUUAGUGUAAUUAACUCUUAGCCAGCUAUCAGUAUCUGAAUCUUCUUGUGUAACCAGUGCAGACCAAUACCAGCCGGUACUAUCUGCGCUGCCUGAUCAUGGUCUACACUUUUCACAAUUCAGUCUGCACAUUAUAUUAAAAUAUAUAUUGAAUUUUCCUUACAAAAUGAUGACGAGCCUUAUUCAGAUACGGGCAAAUUCAUUUAAGAUAUUUAGUGUGGUAUUUUAGGUUAAUUUUUUGGACUCAUUGAUUUUAUCAAGGGAGAGAAUUUAUCAUGAUAUAAUUCUACAAUUACGGAAAAAUCAUUCAAUUUUCUGAGUGCCUGUAUAGUCACUUGUUUACAUUAUUUUAUUUUCAUGACAUACUGCUGUAAUUUUAAAAAAAAUUGUGCAUCCUUUUUAAAGAAUUUUCUUUGUUUCUUUACAUAAAUAUGGUAUGAAAUGGUUUCUAAGUAAAUUUUCCAAAUUUUCAUGAAAUUUAACUUUGGCAUUGAAAAAUGGCUAGUGAAACUUUUUCUCCACUUUUUAACAAAUUUUAAACUUGAUUUAGUACAUGUAGUAAUUUUAUAGUAAAUUUCCCAGGUUGUAUGCAUUUUUUUAUAAUAUGGUUUGAAUCAGUUAAUAAUCAGUCUAGUUUUCAUUAAUUGUACAUACCUCCACUUUUCAUUUAAUGAAAGGAAAACAUAAUAAAUAAUUGUAUAUAUAUUCUGUUUUUACACAUUUCUAGAUAUUUCAUUAACAUAUUCAUUGUAAAAUAUGCUUCAUUAUUGUAGUUCUAGGAAAAAUUAACAUAUCAUGUAUAUAUAUAGAUCUUUUAUUACCUUCAAUUGUACAGUGCUUUUAAUCUUUUAGUAUACUCAAAGUAAGGAAUCUUCAACUUUUAAACCGUCUUUGAUUUGUAUGUUGUGUGGAAUUUCAAAUAUGAAGGGAGGUAAUUCUGGGAGGUUAAAUGAAAAAUUGUCUCCACUCACUGCUGGGUUUUAGUUCUUUGAACAUGCUAUUUUGCAAAGAAAGAUCUUUUUUUAAGUAAGUCUAACAUUUCCAGCACUUUCAGUCUAAACAAAAUUAAUGUUUAAUGUAUUGUCAUGAUUUUCAUGCUUUUCUGUGAUGUUUUAGGUAGAUUGCCUCCCUUUAUAGAUUAGAUUAUAGAAUGUACAUAUCAGUUUUGUAAUCUUUUGUGUUUGGUCAAUAAUCAGACUCGGAAAGAAUCUCCAUAUGUAUAAAAAUAUACUGAAUGUUUGUUAACUUUAUUCUGAUUCUAAGCAAUUUUACCAAGUAAACCUAUUUCCUAUAUCUAUGAAAUCUCAUUAUUUCAAUGUUAAGAGAUUACAUUUAAAAGCAUUUUAAACUGCUUUUUCAAUUGUGAUAUUCAGCUAUGAUUUAAAAAAAUUUCUUCCUUACUUAGAGUGGCAAUAGUUAAGUUUUAUAAUUCAUGGAGCAUAUACACGAUCACGUACAGUUUAAUGACACUUCAAUAGGUAGCAAAUUAUAUAAUCUUAAUACAUAUUUCAGCCAAUAUAAAUUAUUUGUAAUUUUAUUGAACGCAAAAUGUUUUUUUUUCUAUAUUAAGGUAGGUAGACUCAAAUUUAAGAAAGAUUUAUAAUUAACACAUGUACAAAAAUUCUCAACAUUUUACUUCUACAUGUUAUAUGCAAUAUUUUUCCUGGUAUAUUAUCAUUUUUAUACACAAAUAAAAUAUUUUCUUACAUAUAUGUAUA
This is a messenger RNA of Ruditapes philippinarum (Manila clam), 2983 nucleotides long. Its product is annotated as protein amalgam-like. Bases 116 to 1207 code for a protein of 363 amino acids. The record is from RefSeq and is a predicted model, not a curated record. The transcript has 8 exons. NCBI's taxonomy places the organism in Eukaryota, Metazoa, Mollusca, Bivalvia, Venerida, Veneridae. Gene Ontology annotation, cellular component: neuron projection.